Molecule: messenger RNA, 1341 nt
Organism: Punica granatum (pomegranate)
Lineage: Eukaryota; Viridiplantae; Streptophyta; Magnoliopsida; Myrtales; Lythraceae
Source: RefSeq, a predicted model, not a curated record
GCUUCAGCCCGAUGGCGAUGACUAUGACUGUUCUUUCUUCUCAGGAAAACCUCACCAGGGGUGGGCGGCGCCAGAGAGGUGUGCUGCCGUGAAGUGCAGAGUGUGCAGGGCAGUGGUCUGUUCAACCGUCGAAAAGGAGAGGAUACUGCCCUGGACUGAACAGGUCAUUCAACCGCCAUCGUUUAAGGUGGAAGCCUGGUUUUGGAAGGAGCGAAUCGGAAGACGAAAGGAAAGCGAAGGGCCGGCUGAACCGAGACGAGAGACAGAGAACAUCAAGUAAGUUAGGAGGGACUAUAUAGACUGACUGGGAAGGAAGGAAGGAAGGAAGGAAGGAAGAGUUUGUGAGAGGGAGCUUUAACUGAGCUGAGUUAAGGGGAAAGGGGACGGGGAAUCAUGAACCUAUUCAGACUAGCAGGGGACAUGACCCACCUCCUCAGCAUAGUCGUCCUCCUCCUCAAGAUCCGCACCACCAAGUCCUGCACCGGAAUCUCUCUUAAAACUCAGGAGCUGUAUGUCAUCGUGUUCCUCACGCGGUACCUUGAUUUGUUUACAAGGUAUCUCUCUUUUUACAACUCCGCAAUGAAGGUGUUCUUUCUUGGAACUUCAAUGGCUAUUGUAUGGUACAUGAGGUACCAUAAAGUGGUGAAGCAAACUUAUAACAAGGACGAAGAUACCUUUAGACAUUACUUUCUGGUGCUUGCUUCCUUUGUGCUGGCGAUCUUAAUUCCCCGUGCUUUUACCAUGACAGAGAUCCUGUGGACAGCAUCAAUAUAUCUUGAAGCUGUAGCAAUCUUGCCACAGCUGGUGUUACUUCAAAGGUCAAGCAACAUUGACAACUUGACAGGGACCUAUGUCUUUCUGCUAGGUGCCUACCGAGCUUUAUAUCUCGUCAACUGGAUCUAUCGCUUCUUCACGGAACUUCACAAAGUUCGCUGGAUACCCUGGGUUUCUGGACUACUUCAAACUGCUCUCUAUGCUGACUUUUUCUACUAUUACAUUAAGAGCUGGAAGAAUCACGAGAAGCUGAAGCUUCCUGCAUGAAGUUUUUGCAGUGUGAGUAGAUGGGGGGAUAUGGCGAGCAUGGGACACUAGUUUGAUUUGGUGCAAAAUGGUACAUAAUCUACAGGUGGAACUAAAAACAGCUUUUGUGCUGCCCCUGUUAGUAGGUACCGUAGAUUGAAGCCCUUUGUAAUUUGUAGGAGUUACUUUGGAAGAAUUGUGGGUACAGCGUUGUGUUUAGUUCUUGGCCUGUUUUCUAUGGAGGCAGUACGGUUAAGGUGCCUCCUCCCCGCCCUUUUUGACCGCAAGAUGCAAAUUGUUCAUCUCCCUCUUUUUUCAUUA